UUCACUAAUGUUUACAUUUAUCACCGGUUGGGUAGUAAAUAAAGCAUUCAAACUUCUAGAAAAUGAAUGAAAAUCCCGAUUUUAAAGGGGCUUGGACCCUAUGCCAAAGAAUAUUUCCAAUUUUAAACGACGCAGUCCUGCAGGAACAAGAACCCAUAGAAAAAAAAGAAUUUGACGAGCUAUGUAAUUUUGCCAACACCCAGGGCUUACAAGACCUGAUACAGCAUCUAAUUUUCGGCAAAAUAGAAAAACGAUUACGCGACGAGGUCCUUCCAGAGUUCUGGGCUUAUUUCAAGAAAGCCCCUGCAGACGACAAAGGCCUUAAACCCUUUUAUAAUGCAGUGAAAAGUUUAUAUGAUAAUUUCCGACAGUUGGAUAAUGUAGUGUCCACUUUAGGCCAUUUUAGACAAGCGACGGAUAUUACGGAGGUGCCAUACAACGAAAAUAAUGUACACGAAUCUUUAAAGUUAAUAUUACAUUCCACAAUGCUAGCACAGCUACAUGUUGAUUAUCAAAGUAUCACAAUAAGUUUUUAUGAGGCUGGACUACAAAUGCAAGACUCUAAUAUUAUGGAUGAACAUUGUGUUGUAUGUGGUAGCGAGAAGUUUUCCUGUAAUUGCUUACAUUUGUUUCAAGAGACUAACAGAAAACUAGGCGAAAUGUCUCUCCUGGAGCCCCUUGUAGGUCAAACCUUAACAAAUGUGAGCUACAAUUACAUCCAUAACCACAUUCAAAAAAUAUGCAAGGACAAUUAUGACUCGUUCAUAGUUAAUUUAGAGAAGUGGUUACACACAGUGGUAAUACAGUGGCUAAAAAAAAUUUACUACUUUGACACUUCCAUACCUUUAGAAGAGUCUAUGGAAAGGCUUGAAAAAAAGUUGGUUAACUAUUUGUACAAUUGUUACAUCAAAGUUAGGAUUGAACAACUGUUUAACAUCGUAAUAGAAUACCCAGAAUCUUUGCCAUCCCUUGAAGAUAUUUGCUUAGGCCUCCCACGUACAGAUCUGAAGCCACUUCUGACUAAAAAACUUCAAAAAGCAAUGGAAACCCGUCUGCUUCAUCCGGGGGUUUCGACAACAGACAUCCUUACAGCCUACAUAGCAACAAUACGAUCUUUACGAAUCCUAGACCCUACAGGAUUGUUGCUAGAAACAGUAACUUACCCCAUACAUCAAUAUUUAAGAAGUAGAGAGGAUACUGUGAGGUGUGUUGUGAGUAGUUUAACAGAAGAUGGGCCAAAUGAGUUGGCGGAAGAGUUAAACAAAGGAGAGGUAGAUGAAAAUACUCCCAUGGAUGAAGGAGAGGAGGAAAACUGGGAAACUUGGACUCCCGACCCAGUAGACUCGUUACCGUCAAAAAAAAUCGCCAAGGAAACUUCCGGGGUUAACAGAAGAAAUGCUGAUAUUAUUUCAAUGUUAAUCAACAUUUAUGGCAGCAAAGAGCUUUUUGUAAACGAAUAUAGGACGUUAUUAGCGGAUAGACUCUUGGCUCAAUAUCAGUGCGACACUGAUAAAGAAAUCCGCUACUUGGACUUGUUAAAAUUAAGAUUUGGGGACUCUAACUUACAAUUUUGCGAGGUGAUGCUCAAAGAUAUCACUGAUUCGAGAAAAAUUAACGAAAUGAUUAAAGAAAACCCGGAAUAUAGCGAAAAUGUUCAAUUAAAAACCUUGAUAGUAUCGCAACAAUUCUGGCCUCCGUUUAAGGAUGAAACUUUGGAGCUUCACAGUACUGUCACAGACCAAAUGAAGAAAUUCAAUACGGCAUUUGAGCUUUUAAAAGGCAGCAGAACUUUGUGUUAUAAGAACCAUUUGGGCGUUGUAGAUCUUGAUAUUGAACUUAACGAUAGGACAAUGAGUUUAUCGGUAACUCCGGUGCAUGCAACUAUUAUUAUGCAUUUCCAGGAUAAAAGUACAUGGGAACUGGAGGACCUGGGAAAAGUAAUGCACUGUCCGCCAACAGUUUUAAGGCGGAAAAUCGGGUUUUGGUUAUCGCAUGGCAUCUUAACAGAAGUGAAAUCUGAUGUUUUUUCGAUUCAGGAGGAAGUGGUGCAUAAACAAAACCCUCAGGAGGACAUUUAUGUGGAUGAAUUUGAAUCUGAGUCUGCCAUGGCCAGUGCUGAAGCUCAAAAGGAAGAAGAGUUACAGAAUAUUUGGUCGUACAUCAUUGGAAUGUUAAUGAAUUUGGACAGUUUGUCCCUGGACAGGAUUCACCACAUGCUAAAAAUGUUUGCUUUCCAAGGACCCACUUCAGAGUGCAGUCAGUCGGAGCUCAAGGCUUUUCUGGACCGGAAAGUUCGCGAACGAUUGUUGAUUUAUUCAAAUGGACUUUAUAAGUUACCCAAGUAGGUUUAGGAAUAAAGUUUCAUGUGAAUCUCUAUUUUUUUAAAUAAAUUCAAGAGUCAUGAUUA
Anthonomus grandis grandis is the source of this 2407-nucleotide messenger RNA. It is a transcript of the gene morula, whose product is annotated as anaphase-promoting complex subunit 2. Gene Ontology annotation, molecular function: ubiquitin protein ligase binding. NCBI's taxonomy places the organism in Eukaryota, Metazoa, Arthropoda, Insecta, Coleoptera, Curculionidae. Bases 63 to 2345 code for a protein of 760 amino acids. The transcript has 6 exons. Gene Ontology annotation, cellular component: anaphase-promoting complex. Gene Ontology annotation, biological process: ubiquitin-dependent protein catabolic process. The record is from RefSeq and is a predicted model, not a curated record.